AUGCCACGUGAUGAGACGGAGGAGGAGGAAGUCAACGAUGAUGAUAUUAAGACAUUCAAAUUUCCCUAUCUGAAGAAUGCUUAUUUCGACUCUCACUUUGAUCUCACCGAUCCCCAUCAACUGGUAGGAAAAACUUUGCUCUGGGUGGCACGUGAUUCGCGUUCUUUCUCUGAACCGAUGAAGCAAUCUUUGAGACUUCUCGGAGCUGUUUUAUACAACAGGCUAGAUAUGGCGUCAACUUUAGCCUCUUCAUCUACUCAUGGUGGUGUAGCAGAUAUUAUUCGGCAACGGUUCACUCCGGCAGAAGGAGAGGAGCCUUCGGAGCAGCAAAAGGCGAUCCUUGGUAAACUGGAAGGUUGCAAUUCAGGCGAAGGCCCGAUCAGUUCACUCGUUCUGUCUACAUUAGAAGGCGUUCGUGCCGAAGAGAUUGCGAAAGAGCUCGCUGAGCUGGAGCAUCAUGCGGAACAGCUGAGCUUCUUUGAGAAUCGCCUAAAAUGGGAAAAACAAGCAGCUCAAAAUGCCGAGAUCAUCCAACAAACGGCUUCACAAGAAAAUGAAGUCAAGAAAUAA
Messenger RNA from Ostertagia ostertagi, 570 nucleotides. NCBI's taxonomy places the organism in Eukaryota, Metazoa, Nematoda, Chromadorea, Rhabditida, Trichostrongylidae. The record is from the annotation of a GenBank genome assembly.